CUUCUAGUUCCCUGACGCAUUUGUAUCAUAACUCUGGCGAGCAGAGCACAGGUUGCACAUUUCUUUGGACUCUCGGGUUGUUUUUCCGCCCUCCCUGUCUAUCAUGGCUGAGGAAAAUUUGUCCGUGGUGUUGUAUGCUAAGGGAGACCUCAGGAUUGAAAACCGUCCAAUUCCCGAGCCAGGACCUAAUGAGGUGCUGCUCCAGAUGCACUCAGUGGGAAUCUGUGGAUCAGACGUGCACUACUGGCAGCAUGGCCAAAUUGGGGACUUUGUGCUGAAAAAACCAAUGGUGCUGGGCCACGAAGCUGCAGGGCGAGUGGUGAAGGUCGGAUCAGCAGUCACACACCUUAAACCAGGUGAUAGGGUGGCCAUUGAGCCUGGUGUGCCCCGCGAUAUGGAUGAGUUCUUCAAAAGAGGACAGUACAACUUGUCCCCAACCAUCUUCUUCUGUGCCACGCCGCCCGACGAUGGAAACCUGUGCAGAUAUUACACACACAACGCCAACUUCUGCUACAAGUUGCCUGAUAAUGUCACAUUUGAGGAGGGGGCGCUCAUCGAACCUCUCUCUGUGGGGAUUCAUGCCUGUCGCCGGGCCGGCGUCACCCUCGGCAGCACCGUACUCAUCUGUGGUGCAGGACCCAUUGGAUUGGUUAGCUUGAUUGUAGCCAAGGCAAUGGGGGCCUCAAAAGUCAUCAUCACUGAUCUGUUUGCAGAGCGCCUGGGCGUGGCCAAGGAGCUAGGUGCAGACUUCCAGCUGACAGUGAAAAAGGAAGAUGGAGCGCAGCAGCUGGCAAAGAAAGUCAAGGAAAUCCUGGGAGCCCAACCUCAAAUCACAAUUGAAUGCACUGGAGUGGAGAGCUGCAUCCAAACUGCCCUUUAUGCAACAUGUUCAGGUGGCGUUGUGUUGCUGGUGGGCCUUGGUGCUGAGAUGACUACCGUUCCCCUGGUCAACGCUGCUGUGAGAGAAGUGGACAUCAGAGGAGUCUUCCGCUACUGCAACACUUAUCCGAUGGCUAUCGCCAUGUUGUCAUCAGGCAAAGUGAAUGUGAAGCCCCUUGUGACCCACCGCUUUCCACUGGAGCAGGCAAGGCAGGCCUUCGAGACCACAAGUCAGGGUCUUGGGAUAAAGGUCAUGUUAAAGUGUGACAAAAAUGACCAGAACCCUUGAACCGGCCCCCCCCCUUUCGGCGAAGCAUUCUGCUGAGAUCGACUGAGCAUUACAGGCACAAAGAGGACUCUGGCCUCAGAAAGAUAACUUAACAACUUCAAAGAAAGACGCAUUUAAUCGCAGCUCUGUGAACGACAACUGGAAGCUGUUUAUCAGAUGUUUAUCUUUAGAUGGUACUGGUUAAUUAUAGUUGUUCAGACCUCUGAACAACUAUGUAUGUAAUUUACAAAAUGUAAUAUGCUAUUGUAGAAUAAUAACCUUUUUUUUUUUUUUAAUAAAUGUGAGAUAAAAACGUUUUGUCUCUU
Messenger RNA from Poecilia reticulata (guppy), 1473 nucleotides. RefSeq names its product sorbitol dehydrogenase (gene sord). Gene Ontology annotation, biological process: D-sorbitol catabolic process. Gene Ontology annotation, molecular function: zinc ion binding; L-iditol 2-dehydrogenase (NAD+) activity. The record is from RefSeq and is a predicted model, not a curated record. Lineage: Eukaryota; Metazoa; Chordata; Actinopteri; Cyprinodontiformes; Poeciliidae.